AUGUCAAAGUACAAAGAGUGUCUCAAGAACCACGCCGCCGGUAUCGGCGGCCAGGCCGUUGACGGCUGUGGCGAAUUCAUGCCUUCCGGUGAAAAUGGUACCGUUGACGUCUUCAAAUGCGCCGCCUGUAAUUGCCACCGUAAUUUUCAUCGGAAAGAGACCGUCCACCACCACCACCCAUGUGGGUACUUCCCAUAUAUUAUGCCGCGGCAGAGACCUCUAGCGUUACCGCUAACUUCUGGAGGUGGUGGAUUUCGGGAGGAUCAAGAAUUAUUAGAAAUGUGUAGCCCUAAUAACAACAUUAAUGGUACAUUACUAAAGAAGAGAAUUCGAACCAAAUUUAGCCAAGAACACAAGGACAAAAUGUUGACAUUGGCAGAGAAAUUAGGGUGGAAGCUUCAAAGGCAUGAUGAGGGAGUUGUUCAACAAUUGUGUAAUGAGAUUGGCAUCAAAAGACAUGUAUUCAAGGUUUGGAUGCAUAAUAACAAGCACACACUUGGUAAGAAACUAACUCUUGAUUAG
Messenger RNA from Solanum verrucosum, 522 nucleotides. RefSeq names its product zinc-finger homeodomain protein 1-like. NCBI's taxonomy places the organism in Eukaryota, Viridiplantae, Streptophyta, Magnoliopsida, Solanales, Solanaceae. Gene Ontology annotation, cellular component: nucleus. Gene Ontology annotation, molecular function: DNA-binding transcription factor activity; transcription cis-regulatory region binding. The record is from RefSeq and is a predicted model, not a curated record. The transcript has 2 exons. Gene Ontology annotation, biological process: regulation of DNA-templated transcription; regulation of developmental process. The coding region runs from base 1 to 522 and encodes 173 amino acids.